CUAAAGAAACACAAGGUCACUCACUUACUUGGCCUUGGCGUGAUCGACACCAACAUAUUUUCCGAAAUUAUCUACAAAGGAAUAAACAUACUCGACAUGCCGUCCACUGACAUCACGAGCUAUUUUGGGGAGGCGUUUUCGUUCAUCGACGAGGCUCGCGCGAAGGGCUGCGUGCUCGUGCACUGCAGUACCGGCGUGUCGCGCGCCCCCGCCGUCGUCGUCGGCUACCUCAUGAAGCGCGCCGAAUACAAGACGUUCCGCGAGGCGUUCGACCACGUGAAGGCGCGGCGGCCCGCGACGGCGCCAAACGCCGGGUUCAUGCGACAGCUGUCCGAGUACGAGGAGAAGAUUCGGACGAAACCCGUGCUGUACUCGUACUGGCGCAGCUCCUGCUCUUACCGCGUGCGCAUCGCCCUCGCUAUCAAGGGCGUGGACUACGACUACAAGUCUAGAGGACAUGAGCGACGAUACCGCAGCCUGAACCCGAUGGCGCUUCCCACGCUCGUUAUCGACGGACAGACCCUGACACAGUCCACGGCCAUCAUAGAGUACCUGAAUGAUAACGUGCCUGCGGCGGCCGUUGCUGCGCCAGCCAACGCCUGGAGAAAUGAGCCCAGGAGGGACCACGGUGUCCUGCGGCCACCGCUGCUUCCCGCCAAGCCUGAGAAGAGAGCCCAGGUGCGCGCGAUCACCGAAAUGAUCAACUCUGGCAUCCAGCCGAUCCAGAACCUCGGCGUCCUCAAGAAAGUCGCCGAGAUCGGCGGCGACAAGGUCGCGUGGGGUCGCCACUGGAUCGAGCGCGGAUUCGUGGCGCUCGAGCGCACCCUGGCGGCGACGGCGGGCAGGUACUGCGUCGGCGACGCCGUGACGAUGGCCGAUGCUGCUCGUGCGCAGGUGUACAACGCGGCGCGGUUCAACGGUGAGCUGUCGGCGUAGUCCGCGACGAUAGAGCGGGUGUACGGCGAGCUGGUGAAGCUGCCGGCGGUGCAGGCCGCCGCGCCAGACAGCAUGCCCGACGCCGCCGCGCCGUAGGUGCGUGCGUGCGUGUGAGUGAUGCGUGAGUGGCGCGUGCGUGCGCGUGUGUGUGUGCA
This is a messenger RNA of Priapulus caudatus, 1091 nucleotides long. RefSeq names its product maleylacetoacetate isomerase-like. Gene Ontology annotation, cellular component: mitochondrion. Gene Ontology annotation, molecular function: maleylacetoacetate isomerase activity; glutathione transferase activity; protein tyrosine/serine/threonine phosphatase activity. NCBI's taxonomy places the organism in Eukaryota, Metazoa, Priapulida, Priapulimorpha, Priapulimorphida, Priapulidae. Gene Ontology annotation, biological process: L-phenylalanine catabolic process; protein dephosphorylation; glutathione metabolic process. The record is from RefSeq and is a predicted model, not a curated record.